Setaria italica (foxtail millet) is the source of this 2240-nucleotide messenger RNA. RefSeq lists its product as uncharacterized. Gene Ontology annotation, molecular function: cyclase activity. NCBI's taxonomy places the organism in Eukaryota, Viridiplantae, Streptophyta, Magnoliopsida, Poales, Poaceae. The transcript is spliced from 2 exons. The coding region runs from base 326 to 2041 and encodes 571 amino acids. The record is from RefSeq and is a predicted model, not a curated record. Gene Ontology annotation, biological process: sesquiterpene biosynthetic process.
CCCCCCCCCCCCCAAAACACAUGCCUCCGCGGCGGCUGCAUCCCCUCUCUUUCCCUCCCACAAUCCGCCCCUUGGGCUUCGCAAUCCGGAGCAGCGGCGGCGGCGGCGGCGGCAAGGAAGGAAUCCCGGCCUUUGCUUUCGCUUCCCGCCGGGCCUGCAGGGAUGGUUAGCCAACAGUAUGUAUGUGCAAACUUUUCUGUAUACAUAUAAGGGAGCAGUCAAUCCUGUGGUAAAGAGCACAACAAGUCUGAGUGUUAAUUAGGGUGCCUUACCCAGUGGAAAGUGGCUGGAUUGUAUAUAUAUCCAAGACUCCACCUGAAAAAAAAUGGCCUCAAAUGGUAAUGGAAUUCUUAAAGCUGACACUCAACGAGUCGAAUCAACAGCUUCGGACAAUCCUGGCACAACAGGCGUGGCCACUCAGGGUGUUUCACAACAGGGAAAGCGAUGGAGUGGAUUUAGGAACUUCUUGAAUCGCCUUUCUAGUGGCCCCAGGUUAAAGAAGUUAGGUCCCUCCCCUUCAUUCAAGUUUCAACAGCUUGCACUUCAACGUGAUGAGUUCUCACGUUCUAUCCAUUCUGACAACCAUGGUAGUCAUGACCAUUUCCAAUUCAUCAGGAAGAUUAAUUGGGGCCAUCUUUGGAUGAUGGCCAAGGAUUGGAUAAAAGAGCCUAUGAACAUGGCCCUCUUUGUUUGGAUUGCUAUUGUUGCUGUAUCAGGUGCAAUUCUCUUCCUUGUUAUGACUGGAAUGUUGAAUCGUGCUUUGCCAAGCAAAUCACAAAGAGACACCUGGUUUGAGGUGAACAACCAAAUUCUGAAUGCAUUGUUCACGCUCAUGUGCCUUUAUCAGCACCCACAGCGGAUCUACAACUUUGUGCUUCUGUGUCGAUGGGAGCAGAAGGACAUCUUAAGGCUUAGGAAGACAUAUUGCAAAAAUGGAACAUAUAAGCCUAAUGAGUGGAUGCACAUGAUGGUUGUUAUAAUCCUACUUAAUUUGAAUUGCUUUGCUCAGUAUGCCCUUUGCGGUCUAAACCUGGGAUACCGCAGAUCUGAACGGCCUCCUAUUGGUGUUGGGCUGACUAUAUCUGUUGCAAUUGGUGCUGCAGCAUUCGCUGGUCUGUAUAAUAUCAUCAGCCCACUUGGGAAGGAUUAUGAUACAGAACAGGCAGACAUUGAUCAAGAAGCACAAAUUGAAGUCGCCUCAACUGAGAGCGGUAGGGCAGCUUCACGGUUUAAGUCAUUUGAGAGAAGGUACUCUUUCAUUCAGAGUGAUGAACGCCGUUUCGUGGAGAGUAGGCCUGAGUGGGUUGGCGGACUACUGGAUUUCUGGGACCAGAUAUCUCUUGCGUACUUGUCGAUUUUCUGCAGUUGCUGUGUCUUUGGCUGGAACAUGCAGAGGCUCGGAUUUGGCAACAUGUAUGUCCAUAUCGCAACGUUUCUGCUCUUUUGCAUAGCACCAUUCUUUAUCUUCAACCUGGCAGCUGUCAACAUUAACAAUGAAUCCCUUAGAGAGGCACUGGGGCUCACUGGUCUUUUCCUAUGCUUCUUUGGUUUACUGUAUGGUGGCUUUUGGAGAAUACAGAUGAGGAAGAGAUUCAACCUGCCUGGAAAUACCACCUGCUGCCGCAACCCCGACGUGACUGAUUGUUUCCAGUGGUUGUUCUGCUGCUCAUGUUCCCUUGCCCAGGAGGUCAGGACUGCAGAUUACUACGAUAUUACAGAGGAUAGGUCACACAGAGGGCAAGUAACCGAGGACAGCCAGCGCAUAAUGUCCAUGUCCCCGUUGCGACGUGAAGAUGGUUUGCCCUUGUUCAAGUCCAAUCCGAGUUCGCCAUACAGGAGUGGCAAUGCUAGCCCGUCGAUCUUUAUUCUGGAGAGCCCGUCAGCUCCACGCAGGUCAUCUGGUUCCACGCCUCAGGGUGGUUCACCGACGAUGGGCGAUAGGGCGAUGAAGGCGCCAAUCCCAUCCGUUCUUCACAGAGGUGGUGGACCAGAUCAUGACACGGGGACGUCCAAUGAAGCAGCUACCAGUCCGAUGAGAUGAGAUGUAUAUUUUUCUUUUGUCUUGUAAAGAAAUAUAUCGUGUUCCUAAAUUUCCACGGCUUCAAUGUUAUGCUGUUACUGCUUCUUACGAAAUGUAUAGUGCGUCCAGUUAUUCUCAUCUCUCAAGCUACGUUAUGUAUCAGCGUACUACGUGUGCUUUUGAGUUGAACUUGAACGGUGGUCGAGAUCUCUCCUUUCCA